Messenger RNA from Diorhabda carinulata, 1958 nucleotides. It is a transcript of the gene ENGase, whose product is annotated as cytosolic endo-beta-N-acetylglucosaminidase. The record is from RefSeq and is a predicted model, not a curated record. The transcript has 8 exons. Gene Ontology annotation, molecular function: mannosyl-glycoprotein endo-beta-N-acetylglucosaminidase activity. The coding region runs from base 140 to 1846 and encodes 568 amino acids. Gene Ontology annotation, cellular component: cytoplasm. Gene Ontology annotation, biological process: protein deglycosylation. NCBI's taxonomy places the organism in Eukaryota, Metazoa, Arthropoda, Insecta, Coleoptera, Chrysomelidae.
UUGAUAGAGGUUCUCUAUGGUCUGGAGUAUUCAACACUGCUUGACAUUCGAAAUCCAAAAUGUGAACAUAACCUUAAUUUUCAAUUAUUCAUAACAUUCAAAAUAAUCAAUUAUAAACCCACAGAAAUUGAAACCAAUUAUGGAACAUUCUACAAAAAUGAUGCCCAGCAUUUUUAGUCAAUGUUAUCCUAUAACCAACAUUACAGAGUUGCAAGAAGUUAUUCAAGACGCUCCUUUGUGGAUUUCUAGGGUUUUACCAAUAGUACCUAGAUCGAGAACUGUUGUUAAAAAUUUCUCAGAUGACUGUCACUCAGAUUUGCAUAAUUUUUCUUUGAAAACUAGAAUAGACAAUAGAUUUGUACCAAAGACACUACUUUGUCAUGAUUAUAAAGGUGGAUACCAAGCAGAUAGGUAUAUACAUAAUUCUGAUGAAGAAAUUGUGGGCAAUGGCUAUACAUUUUAUAACUGGUCACAAAUAGAUAUAUUUGUAUAUUUCAGUCACCAUUUUAUAACCAUACCUCCACUGUGUUGGAUUAAUGCAGGCCAUAAAAAUGGAGUCAAAGUAUUGGGUACACUAAUUACUGAAUUUGAAUCUGGGAAAGAUAUCUGCGACAAUCAAAUUUUUGUGGAUUUGGAGACUAUGAAAGCUUUUGCUCAGUCUUUGGCUCUUUUAACAAAAACUUUUGGUUUUGAUGGCUGGUUGUUAAACAUUGAAAAUAAAGUGGACAAUAUGCAAACUUUAAAAGAAUUUGUACCUUAUUUUACAAAUUUAAUUCAUACAGAUAAUCCUUCAAAUUUAGUUAUAUGGUAUGAUAGUGUAACUUUAGCUGGGGAGUUAUCAUGGCAAAAUGAGCUAAAUAAAAAUAACAAAUAUUUCUUUGAUUCUUGCGAUGGAAUAUUUUUGAAUUAUACUUGGAAUGAGAAAACAUUAGCUAAUACCAGAAAAAUUGCAGAACAUCGUAACUUUGAUGUAUUUGUAGGAGUUGAUAUUUUUGGAAGACAUAUGUAUGGUGGAGGAAAGUUCAAUACUUGUAAGGCAGUUGAAGUAGCUUUUCGGCACAACUUGUCUUUGGCACUAUUUGCACCAGGAUGGACUCAUGAGACCAUCGACAAAAGCGACUCGUUUUUCGAAACAUUUUUCAAUAGAGAUAUGGCGUUUUGGAGAACUUUAUACUGUUAUAUGUAUACCCAUCCUAUCAAUACUUAUUUUACAACGAAUUUUUAUGUUGGAUUAGAUACAGAAUGCUACAAUAUGUUUAGUCAAGAAACGCAACUCACAAGAUGUUUAUAUCCUUCAAACUUAUCUUUAAUACCCGAAUUUGGUACAAUAAAUAUACCUAGUAAGUGUCGGUGUAUACAAGGAACUUUAGAAUCAACGAAAAACACCUGCUUAUUGACCACAUCAAAUCUACAAGAGGAGCAUAUAUACAUUCAUAAUUUGUUCGUAACUGAUAUAGAAAUAAAUAACAACACUGUUGUGUUUUUCCUUUCGAAAAGUAUCGACGAAGCUCGCGUUUCGAGUAUCGUGGAUGUACGGCUUAUGGUUAGCGGUUUUAAUAACACUUUAAAGAAAGUUAUCUUAUUGGGAGAGAAAAAAGAAUAUCCAGAAGUAAAUUCAACAAUUAUAGAAGUUAACGGAUUAGAUACAGGAGAUGUUUAUAGGAGAAUUAGAGACAGGUAUUAUAGAAAAAUCGUCGAAGAUCAUUGGCAUUUAAGCAUCUUCGUUAUCAAUACAACACCUAGUAAAAUAUUAGAAGUGGGAAUGACGAUGAAGUCUGGCAAUUCCAUUCUUUUAGGAGCUUUCGGGAUUGAAGACGCAGAUGGUGGCUAUUUAAAAAACUCAUGAAGAAAAAAACCUAAUUAUUCUACAAAUAUAAUUAAAAUAACUAUUUUUCAGUGUAUAUUAUUCUUUAUUUUUUUAACAGAGUUUAAUAUUAAAUUAAAAUUUGUUGCUUUUA